Molecule: messenger RNA, 1212 nt
Organism: Trichoderma gamsii
Lineage: Eukaryota; Fungi; Ascomycota; Sordariomycetes; Hypocreales; Hypocreaceae
Exons: 1
Coding region: 1-1212 (403 amino acids)
Source: RefSeq, a predicted model, not a curated record
AUGUUGUUUACUCUUCAUUCUAUCAUCAUCUUCUGGAAGCAUCAGCCAUUCUUCGUCGUCAAAGACGAUCAUUCUUCAAGCAAACCAAGCUCGAAGCAUACGGAUUCAAACAAGCGGGCACAAUUCUCUUGGGAGUUUGAAUCCAUCGUUCCAUUUGAUGUCUUGAUGCAAACCCCCACAUUGGCAUUUCCCCUGUAUCAAAGAGCCACCAUCUCCUGCCACGCAGCCAUUCCACCGCUUCUCCAUACUUGCUCCGAGUCACGGUCAUAUCUCAUCCGGUAUGGGUAUCAGCUUGCGUUUCCUUCCACGGCUCAGGGCCCACAGACGUGGUUUCAUUUUGAGCAAGAUACACUGCUACUUGACGACGAUUUUGAGAGGCCGGAAGAGAAGAAAAUUGCAAGAAUCCCAUAUACUCCUCAUCAUUUCAGACCUCAAGAUAUAAGUCGCGUUCAGCGACUGGCAUUGGCCGUACCUACCCACUCUAGUCCUAUAUUUCUUGGGCACAAGCUCAACCCGGAGCUCAAAGAACUCACACUCGUCGAGUGGGGUUCUAGCGAGUCCGAGCAAGCACUGCGUCAGUCAAUUGUUGACCCAGCUAUGCUUCGCCCAGCACCAACCAUCUCUCAAAAUUAUUACAAGGGAGAGCACUUGUGCAUGCUACCAGUCGAGGAGACUGAUUCUCUGUGGACUACAUUGGAGCUGGAAGUGUUUGGGGUCCGGGAACACUGGUUUUAUACAAACCCAGAAGACGCGAAACUACUCAAAAAGCAUAAGCUUGACAAUGGCUUCCACAGCCAUUUCAUGAAAGACAAGUUGGUUAUGCUAAGAGAAGAAUACGAGCAGCAGAAGGCGGACAUUGAAUAUAGCAACAAGGAUUAUUACAAUUAUCCUUGGCUGCCAUUGCAGAAACACGAGGAGUACCCACCGUGGAGCAUUCAUCAGAUACGUUUUGCGCAUAUUUGCACACCAUCCACUGCUGAGAGAAUAAGGGAGAACCGUUCGAGAUUCAUGGAACAAUUUACCAAGCUGGCAGCGGAUGCAGCGCAAGAGGAAGAUGGGUAUGAUCUCACGUGGACUAAGCAGCAUCGUCUGCCACAUCCCUUUGUCCUUCAGAGAUACAGCAACUGGCCUGGGGUUGAUGAAUCACAGCAUAGCAUAGAAUUAGAAUGGUGGUUUAGGAGGGGGCUCCCUGUGAUUGGUAGCUCGAUCUAG